GUAAUCUCACGAAAUAUGCAGUCGUUCGGCUGGCAAACCUUCAAGCGCAUCGGAGCAUCACUCACCAUGAGUCGUGCCUACCGUAUCAUCCUCGUCUUCUCCAUCGUCAUUCAGCUAUCGGCGUUCUUCAUUGUCGCUACUGUAUCGUUGUGGAUUGACCAAAUCUAUAACGGGGAUAUUGCUCGCCUCACAACGGAGUCAAAGACUUUCCGUGCCAUCGACAUGUACGUCGCUUCCUUGCUUGAUACUACUUGUGUUAAUGUUGAAUUUGCCGCAGCACGAUCCUAAUCCUGAUGCUUCCCUGGUUGACCGUCGUAAGUGAUCAUGCAGCUACUGCU
Messenger RNA from Phanerochaete carnosa HHB-10118-sp, 338 nucleotides. RefSeq lists its product as uncharacterized. Bases 16 to 288 code for a protein of 90 amino acids. The record is from RefSeq and is a predicted model, not a curated record. The transcript has a single exon. NCBI's taxonomy places the organism in Eukaryota, Fungi, Basidiomycota, Agaricomycetes, Polyporales, Phanerochaetaceae.